AUGUUUUCUCCGCUUGUAGCUUCGUACAAAGCAGAGCUUGUGGCACUUAUAGAUAGAGGUCAGGGCCUCACAUCUAUCACGAAAUGCGACUUCUUUAUACUCUUCUAUACUGCCUGGUCCUCCUCCUUUAACAAUCCUAUGCUUGUAUGUAAAGCUUUCGAAACAACUGGCAUCAGCCCACUCAACCCUAACGUGAUACUCGAGCACUUUAAACCACCACCAGAGAGCGUAUGGCCUAGUUCAAGCAGCUCCUCGUCAUCAAACACGCUACUACAACAUGAGAUCAAUCAACUCAGAGAGGCUCUAGUCAAUGAGCAGAAGCGUAGGCAGCGUGGCAAGGCCCUGCUACUUGAGGCACCACCUGAAUACAAUGGUGGAGCAGUCUUCUGGUCGUCUCAAAAAAAAAGCAUGGCCAUUAGGCUUAGAGAAGAGAAGAAGGCUGCUAAAGCUCAGAUGUUUGAAGAACGUCGUCUCAACAGAGCUAUUGCAAAAGAGAAGCGUGAGUGUGAGGUAGCUGAAAAAGCUGCUGCUCACGAGGAGAAGCGUAUAGCCCGGGAGCUCAAAACUCAACUCCAAAAUGACCUCAAGGUGUCCCAAAGAGGUAAGAGAAAGAGCCUCCAG
Molecule: messenger RNA, 621 nt
Organism: Westerdykella ornata
Lineage: Eukaryota; Fungi; Ascomycota; Dothideomycetes; Pleosporales; Sporormiaceae
Exons: 3
Source: RefSeq, a predicted model, not a curated record